Messenger RNA from Nannizzia gypsea CBS 118893, 1091 nucleotides. RefSeq names its product 14-3-3 family protein epsilon. Gene Ontology annotation, biological process: signal transduction. The record is from RefSeq and is a predicted model, not a curated record. NCBI's taxonomy places the organism in Eukaryota, Fungi, Ascomycota, Eurotiomycetes, Onygenales, Arthrodermataceae. Bases 151 to 1020 code for a protein of 289 amino acids. The transcript has 8 exons. Gene Ontology annotation, cellular component: cytoplasm.
CAACAACAACCCAUCCACGCUCACACGACUCGACUCUCUCUUGCAACGAGACUGAACUUCUCUUCUUGUUUCUGCUGAUUAUACCACUCGUGUUCUCCUGCUCGCUUUCCCCCCUGUGUCCCUCGGACUACUUCGAUUCCGCCGUUCAAUAUGACAUCUGAGCGUGAGAGCAAAACUUUCCUCGCGAGGCUCUGUGAGCAGGCCGAGCGCUACGAUGAGAUGGUUACGUACAUGAAGGAAGUUGCCAGCCUCGGUGGUGAGCUCUCAGUUGAUGAGCGCAACCUCCUCUCCGUCGCCUACAAGAACGUUGUCGGAACCCGUCGUGCCUCGUGGCGCAUCAUCUCCUCCAUCGAACAAAAGGAAGAGUCCAAGGGCUCUGAGAAGCAUGUCCAGGCCAUCAGCGAGUAUCGCCAGAAGAUCGAGCAGGAGCUCGAGCGCGUCUGCCAGGAUGUCCUCGAUGUCUUGGACCAAUCUCUCAUCCCCAAGGCCGAGUCCGGCGAGUCCAAGGUCUUCUACCACAAGAUGAAGGGUGACUACCACCGUUACCUCGCCGAGUUCGCCUCUGGCAACAAGCGCAAGAACGCUGUCACCGCUGCUCACGAUGCUUACAAGAACGCCACCGACGUCGCCCAAACUGAGCUAACCUCCACCCACCCAAUCCGCCUCGGUCUCGCCCUCAACUUCUCCGUCUUCUACUACGAAAUUCUCAACUCGCCAGACCGUGCCUGCCACCUUGCCAAGCAGGCUUUCGAUGAUGCCAUCGCCGAGCUUGAGUCUCUCUCUGAAGAGUCCUACCGCGACAGCACCUUGAUCAUGCAGCUUCUGCGUGACAACUUGACUCUCUGGACCUCAUCCGAGAGCGGUGAGCCUGAGCCAAGCAUGCCUCCUCAAGCCCCUGCUGAGGGUGCUACUGAGGAGAAGAAGGCUGAGGAGACCCCCGCAGGUGAUGCUCCUGCUAAGUCUGAGGAACCCGCCUCAGCUUCUGAAGUUAAGAAGGAAGAGCCUGCUGCUGAAUCCUAAACGGGGAUUUUUUUUCAACAGUCAGAACCCCUAGGCUUUACUGGCGACCGAACUGGCAAAGGGCAGAGAUU